AUGAGCGAUUCAGAUCUCAUGAAUGAGUGGGUGGUUGUCCACCGGGAACGCAACGCCCCAGGAAAUCAGCCUGACUCGGCUGCGGCAUCCAAGACUCCUCACAAGAGUGACCUAAGAGAGACAAAGGAGUUUCGAUACGCUUGUGCCGCAGAGAUCCAGGGCAAGAUUCGCAGCUAUAAUACGAAAUUUCGACUGACGGCAAUCAACAUAUCCGCCAUACUGUUUAUUCCCAUAUCAUGCCUGGAACAUGGGGGCUUGCUUGACCAUACUAUGAAGAACGGAUACCAGCUCAAGGUGGCUCUCGAUAAUAUCGCAAUAUUAGUUGGACACUACCUCCGCAAGUCCCACGAGGAUCUCUCAGAGUCCAAGGAAGAACCAGAAACAGCUAGACUUUGUACACAACAACAAGACGAGACUCAUGACGCUGAGGGGCGACGGCCCUUAAAGAGAAAAUUAUCUACGAGAGAGACUUCACGAAAACGACAUUCGCAUCGAAAAUAUACUGAUAAUGAAGAGGAUGACGACGCUGCUGGUAACAACGACAAUACCAAUGGAGAAACCCACGAAUCAAACCAGGUUGGCCGGAGCGGGACUGAGAAAACCAGGUGCUGCAUUCGGGAUAAGUUCCAAUGUGUCUUCACAGGUACAUCAUGCGGGGGACCAGUACACAUACUGCCCUUCGCCUGGAAUAAGGACGAGGUCAAUAAGAAACAGACCAUCUGUUCACUGAGAGGAGGUGUGGCCUUUUUCGACAUGUCCGUUCUCAGUGAAUUGAGCAGGCUUCUUGGUUUUGAUUUGGGCUGGUCCGACAAAUUUUGGAACAUGGUCUACGUCAAUGAUCAAUUAUGUUCAAAGUGGCCUUUGGCAUAUUUUGGACUAAAAUGCUUGAGCGUCAAGCCCAAACAGUCUCUGGAUUUUGAGAGCUCAGAAGAACCAGAUUUCGAAGUUGAGAUUCAGUUGAAUUGGCUUCACCGCCGGCGAGAGAAGCCAACUAAACUGAUGUACCUGGAGGAUGACGACAACGAGAUGAGGGAGAUGGCAGAAAUGCAAAUCAAACAUGAGGAUGAUGCAGCCCCCCCGCCCACGGACUUUAGCACAACUAUCAUUUCGGGACACACUGUCGCUCUAAGCAUGCCAGAAAGCGAUGCCUUGAAGUGCAGGUUGAUGUUGGACCUGCACUGGAACCUGACCUGCAUUGCAGCAAUGAGCGGCGGAGCUGAACAUCCUGACCUGCUUCCUGAGCCCGUUCUUUGGGCAGGAUACAGCGGCUUUUGA
Molecule: messenger RNA, 1275 nt
Organism: Fusarium pseudograminearum CS3096
Lineage: Eukaryota; Fungi; Ascomycota; Sordariomycetes; Hypocreales; Nectriaceae
Exons: 2
Coding region: 1-1275 (424 amino acids)
Source: RefSeq, a predicted model, not a curated record